AUGCAGAUGCUCUCUCUCGGGCUGCAUACGGUUCUACAAUGUCGUGUACGUCUUCGCAUCAGUGCGUCUAUAUCUUGUCAUCAUUUUGCAGCUUUUACCGCAUCAACAGCCUCUCUACGUCCCACAAACUACCGAUUGUUCAGCGCUUCCUCGGCAGUCGCAGAGUCAUCAAAACUCGGUCGUUGUGUACGUCAACGAGCGAAGAAUUGGCAAGUUUUUAGUGCUGUUGAGACUACAAAAGAGACGGGGGUUGAUGCGCUGCCUAAUAAGAAGCAAGUGGUCAGAAAAUGCAGGUUUAACGUGCACCGGUACAUUGUGCAGCAGCAAACGCCGUUGGAGGACGUGCUGCCAUUGGUACAGAGUGAGAUGAGGGCCAAGACGCUCAAGGAUCCAGCGGCGCGUCAAGCUGUUGAUUCGUUCUACUUUUACUGUGCUCAAGAGGCGGAGAAGAAGGGACUUACAGAUGAAUUUCGACGACAGGUGCUGCGCUAUUUCGAUGAGGAGCUUUUUGUCGGUAAAGACGAAGAGAAAGGAAAACAUUUUGUGCUUGGAAAAUCAUUGAAUGAAGCAGUGUUUGGAUCAGUGAUUAAGUUACAUUUAGCUGGUGGAGACACCGAGGCAGCAUGGAUGCUGAUUAACAAGCUGAGACGUGCCGUGAAGGACGCAGCAGUGAAUCAAAUACCGAAGCUGCAUUUUCGGACGAUAAGUCCAUUGCUCGAGUAUGGGUGUAAAAACGAUCAGUUUUUGAGCGCGUACUCAAUAUGGGAGCAGUUGAAACGACAUGAUGUGAAGUGGACAAGUGCAAUGGAGGACGUGCUGGUGCAGAUGGUGAUUGCGUGUGUGAAGACCAACGAUGAAAAGCUGAGCGAGUAUCCGGAGGUGUCGGCGACUGAGGCAAGCAAACUGUGUUUUCACGCACAAAUGACAUCUUUGUUGCAUGAUCUGCAGCUAACGUGUCGAGAGGUAUCCAUAGCGAACGCUCAGCGGUUGUCGCAUGCGUUCCGUGAUGCAAAUUAUAUUGUAGAGACUGUGCAAAGCGAUGCACAGAUGCGAUUUCAGUGCCCGUGUUGCGGACACACAUUGAAAAAGCAGGGGAUGUCGGAGCCUGAACGUGAGCACAUGCUGGCUGCUAUUGAAUCUCGCCGCAGCAAGGUGUCACCAGAAAAUGAAGUGAAAGAGUUUUUGACGCCAUUUCGAGACUGGUUGAUGCUUCGUCACGAAAACUUCCAGCUUCAAAAGUUUGAACUUGAGGCGGAGGGUCACCUUGUUAGCAUCACGAUGCCUGCGGCUUAUCUUGCUGACAAGUUUGUGGUACGUAUUCGCACCAAGCACUACAAGGAAAUGCGUCGCCAGGGAAAAUUUGUUACUCGUGAGCGCAGGCCUGAGGAGAAGGCAAUCUUAGCACGCUGCGUGCUAAUGGGACAAGAAGGGCGCGUGGUCACAAACGACCAAGGUCGUGACCACGUAUCCGCUCUACUCAACGGCUAUAGUAGUACAAGCGCGAAAGCUCAGACUCAGGAGAAUGGCAAGAAAAGCACAGACAUAAUGAAUACACACGCAGGUGUUUCAUCCAUUUCAAUGGACCUUAUCGCUCGGUGGAAGGACAUGACGACCGUGAACAUCGAGAUUGAGCAUGAUGAAGUUGCGUAUGCUGCAAAUGCUGGAGGUGAUUCAACUGGGCUCAUACCCAUUGACUCUAUCCGACUGCUCCAUCCGCAACCAUUCUCGCGCGUACCUCAAGUGACAGCACCGCAGCAUUUUCACUUUCCAAUUGCAGACCAAGCAAAUCAAAAUAAGCAUCCGAACCAGGUGCAAAACCAGAGAAAACGGACGCGAUGGCUUUGCGCACAUACAUUAUGUGAGACAAGUAAUGACACAACACAUCGACUGAAGUGUAAUGACAUUAUACAUGGUAUGUGCACAUAA
Peronospora belbahrii is the source of this 1926-nucleotide messenger RNA. The record is from the annotation of a GenBank genome assembly. Lineage: Eukaryota; Oomycota; Peronosporomycetes; Peronosporales; Peronosporaceae.